AUGGAAUCGGGACAGGACUCUACUGGGAGCACUCUCAACGAAGAGCAACCUCUGCUACCAACGCCUACUGUUUGGAGCCCGCCGCGGGGGUUCUUUUGGAUUCAACUGGAGCAGGCUAAUUUCGAAAUGAGGAUUCCAGCUAUCAUGUCAAAUGUAUUUCUAUCUGGAUUUGACGGAACAAUUACCGCAUCGACAUACGCAGUCAUCAGCUCUGAAUUUAAUGCUGCCAACACCGCCUCGUGGUUAACCACCUCCUACCUCAUCACGAGCACCUCUUUUCAACCACUAUACGGUCGCUUCUCAGAUCUGCUGGGCCGCCGCGCUUGCUUUUUCACUGCGACAAUCACAUUUUUCACCGGUUGUUUGGGCUGUGCAGUGGCGAGGGAUAUUGUCUUCUUGAAUAUCAUGCGCGCGUUGACCGGCAUGGGAGGUGGCGGGCUGAUGACUAUGGCCACUAUCAUUAACUCUGAUCUCAUCCCGUUUCGCAACCGGGGAAUGUAUCAAUCCGUGCAAAACGGUGCAUAUGGUUUUGGAGCAAUCUGCGGUGCUUCAUUUGGAGGGGCCAUUGUCGACACAAUUGGCUGGCGUUGGUGCUUUCUGGUCCAGGUCCCCGUAUCUCUGAGUGUGCUUGUGUUGGGAUACUUUGCCCUCAGGUUCCCUGCUAAGAACAAGACGUCUGUAUCGGGCCAGCCAGGUCUCUGGCACCAGAUUGACUUCAUGGGCUCCAUACUGCUUGUCCUUGCUCUUUCAACCCAGUUAGUUGGACUAAGCCUUGGUGGCAAUGAGCUAGCCUGGACGAGCAUCUGGGUUAUAUUACCCCUAGUAGCGAGUAUCGUGUUACUUGCCGCUUUCGUCACUGUCGAGGCUAAGACAAAAGCUAUCCCGCUCAUCCCACUGAAAAUGCUCCAUGGACUUCAGCCAGUUUCUACUCAAAUUGCUAACGUCUGCGUGGGAAUGUCUGCAUAUGCCUUCCUCUUUACCCUACCCCUUCUCUUCCAGGUCGUCUUGCUGGAUAGUCCUACGAAAGCCGGCGCUCGUUUAAUUAUCCCGUCUCUUAUGACGCCGGUUGGCGGAGUUAUUGCAGGCGUGGUCAUGUCACGUUGGGGCAAACUAGCUCAUCUCGUACGCAUCGGAGCUGCCUUGAUGUUUAUAGGAAACUUCCUCGUCACAUCCCUUCAUUUUGACGACUCAAACUGGAAAUACUUUGCAUACAUCAUUCCCGCCAAUUUAGGGCAAGGGAUUGUGUACCCAGGCAUCUUGUUUACCUUCCUCUCUGCAUUCGACCACGACGGUAGUCUUCCUUCCACCUUCCUCGCCUGGAUAUUUCAACUAACUCCUUCAUUUCCUCACAAGACCACGCCGUCUCAGCCUCGACUGUCUAUCUAA
Molecule: messenger RNA, 1386 nt
Organism: Penicillium verhagenii
Lineage: Eukaryota; Fungi; Ascomycota; Eurotiomycetes; Eurotiales; Aspergillaceae
Exons: 4
Coding region: 1-1386 (461 amino acids)
Biological process (GO): basic amino acid transport; transmembrane transport
Cellular component (GO): fungal-type vacuole membrane
Molecular function (GO): basic amino acid transmembrane transporter activity
Source: RefSeq, a predicted model, not a curated record